Molecule: messenger RNA, 2322 nt
Organism: Beta vulgaris subsp. vulgaris (sugar beet)
Lineage: Eukaryota; Viridiplantae; Streptophyta; Magnoliopsida; Caryophyllales; Amaranthaceae
Exons: 2
Coding region: 1-2322 (773 amino acids)
Molecular function (GO): nucleic acid binding; zinc ion binding
Source: RefSeq, a predicted model, not a curated record
AUGGAUAUUUAUGUUAAGCAUGCUGAAGAUGAGCACAAUGAUAAUGUAAAUGUUGAGCCAACUCAAUCUGUUUUAGUGGAUCAUGUAGAGUUAGGUGACGAAGUUGACAUAAUUGAAAAGUUUGCAUAUGGUGUGGAUGAUUCUAGUAGUUUUUUUGACCUUAAUAAUGUUCCAUGUAAUCCUAAUCUUGAGCAUAUUGAUUAUGAUGAAGAGGCAACUGAUAACGAAGAUGAGGAGGUUAUCAUGGCUAGGCAACAAAUUAUACUUGAUAAGAAACAAGCGCUAGAUUACCAACAAGAGUUAGGGUCAUUACAGAGGAUAGCUGACAGGAAGGGUGUCAAUAUUUCUUUAAAUUCUUAUGAUGAUGAGGAGUGUGACUCUGAUGAGUUAGAUAGCCCUAAUUCCAGUGAUGAUGAAGAUGAGUGUGGGUACCUUGUGGACACUUCACAUCCUAGGAAAAAAAAGAAAAUGAGGGAAACACCUAAUACAUCUUCCACCGUCGUGGGUAUGCAUGAUGAUUACUUCUAUUUAGGGCAACAAUUUGAGAAUGCAGCUGAAUUUAGGAAAGCCGUGACAACUUAUUGCAUGUUGAGGGGGAGGGAUGUGGAUUUCAAAAGGAAUGAGAAAACUAGAAUAUCGGGGAAGUGUUCUGCCACUGAUUGUCCUUGGUAUAUCUGGGCUAGCAUGGAUAAAGGUUCCUUCACUGUCAAAACCUAUAUUCCCACUCACACUUGUGGCAGACUUGCAAGAGUGAAAAAAUUGAGAGCAAAAUGGAUAGCUGAGACAUUCCAUAAGAAGUUCAGUGUGAACCCUUACCUUAAACUCAGAGAAAUAGUUGACACCUUGUGGGAUGAGUAUGGGGUAAAGGCAUCACUAGUUCUAGCAUUGAGGGCAAGGAGAAUAGCUCAGAACAAAAUACUUGGAGAGUACAAGGAGCAAUAUACUAUUUUACAUAGAUAUGUGUUAGAAAUUAAAAAGUCUAACUCUAGAAACAAUGUGAAACUGAAGCUGAACAAUGGUGUAUUUCAAAGAAUUUACAUUUGUUUUGAUGCUAUCAAGAAAGGUUAUUUGGGUGGAUGCAGGCCAUUUUUUGGCAUUGACGGAUGUUUUCUGAAAGGUCCUUUUGGAGGGCAAUUACUGGUAGCUGUUGGCAGAGAUGGAAACAACCAAAUGUUUCCAAUUGCAUGGGCCUGUGUAGAAGUUGAAGAUACAGAGAGCUGGGUUUGGUUUUUGGAAAACUUGGCAAGUGAUCUGGAAACAAGUGAUGGAAAUGGGUUUACUAUUAUGUCAGACCAACAAAAAGUGUUGCUUGCUGCUGUUUUUGAGGUAUUUCCUAUGGUUGAAAAGAGAGUAUGUGCUAGGCAUGUAUACAUGAAUUUUAGAUCGGUUUUUGGCGGAGGAUUAGAAUUCAGGAGGGUGUUUUGGAAAAUAGCUAAGAGUACCACUGAAAAUGAUUUCAAUACAAACAUGGAAAUAUUUGGUGGUCUGUCAAAGUUAGCAGAACAAGAUUUAAGGAAAAGGAAUUAUAGAAAGUGGGUGAGGGCAUAUCAGGAGCCUUUUAGCAAUUGUGAUAGCGUAGACAACAACAUGAAUGAAGUGUUUAAUUCAUACAUUCUUUCUUCUAGGCAUAAGCCACUUAUCACUAUGUUGGAGGACAUUAGAGAAGGCAUAAUGGAAAGGAUUCACAAAAAAAGAGAUUACAUUGCCAACAAACAGGUUUACUUAUGCCCUCGAAUACAAGAGAAAUUAGAAAAAUCAAAGAUUUUUGCAAGGGGGUGGCUUGCAUUUUGGGAUGGAAAUUUCUCAUAUGGGGUAAGGCAAGGAUCGACACAAGUCAGGUAUGUUGUGAACUUAGGGAACAAGACGUGCAGUUGUAAUGCUUGGCAAUUGAGCGGUAUCCCAUGCAAUCACGUCGUUGCAGCAAUUUGGAAAGCAAAUGAAAUUCCUGAGCACUAUGUGGCAGAUUGCUACAAGAAGGUCAAUUAUUUGAAGGCUUAUGAAUUCCCUUUGGAGCCUUUGAAUGGUCCUCAAAUGUGGCCAGACUCUCCUUAUGACCCCAUAAUUGCACCUCCUCUGAAGAAGUUGAGAAACAGACCAAUAGUGAAAAGGAAGCCAUCAGUUGGGGAAGUAGAUGCUAUCAAGUUGAGUAGGAAGGGUCAAACACAGAAAUGUGGAAAUUGUGGUGGACAAGGCCACAAUAAGAGGAGCUGCCCAAAUCCACAGAAGGUGGUCCAACCAAGACAAGCUGUGAAUGCGAGUAAUACUACUACCACAACAACACAAAGUAGAAGAACAAACAAUCCUUUUGAUCUCAAUUUGUGA